Messenger RNA from Plectropomus leopardus (leopard coralgrouper), 2017 nucleotides. RefSeq lists its product as uncharacterized. Lineage: Eukaryota; Metazoa; Chordata; Actinopteri; Perciformes; Serranidae. Gene Ontology annotation, biological process: regulation of transcription by RNA polymerase II. Gene Ontology annotation, molecular function: DNA-binding transcription factor activity, RNA polymerase II-specific; RNA polymerase II cis-regulatory region sequence-specific DNA binding. The record is from RefSeq and is a predicted model, not a curated record.
AGAUGGAGGACUUAUUGCGCAUGCGGGGAGCUGAUCGGGUACUAACAGCGCUAACUUCACAACGGUUCAACGUUUCACGCCGCACGAUGAGCAGCCAUUUUCACAACAAUAACACUGUAUGAAGACAGCAGAUAUCAGUCUGGUCUGGCCUGUAAACACGGUCGAGUGUCCUCCGCGUCAUGUCCAGCAUCCAGCUGCUCAGGGUGCUCAUUAACGAGCGGCUGUCUGCAGCCGCCGAGGAGAUCUUCGAGGCGGCUAAAAAAAUCAUCGUGGACUACGAGGAGGAGAUCCUGCUCUCCAAACAGGAGAUCGACAGGCAGCGCACGAUGCUGCAGGCAGUGUUAAAUCCCGAAAUAAAGACAGACAAACACGCAGCAGACCAGCCUCAGCUGGCUCCCUCUGUCUGGGACGGGGACACCCCCAACCAAGAGGAGCAGCCGCAGGAACGCUGCAAUCAGGAGUGGAGCUCUGGUCCGGACCAGGAUGAGCAGGAGUCUCCACAAACUGAGGGGAGACAGGAGGACCCUCCCUACAGCAAGGAGCAGGAGCCGAUUCAGGAGGAAGAUGAGGAAGAGGAGGAGAAGAACACCAUCAGGUUAAUCUUUUCUCCUCCGUACGUGAAGAACGAGCUUGACCAGCCUCAGUCCGGUUAUCAGAGCAUUAAAGGAGAAGGAGAUCCUCUGCCGAGCACUUCAGCUGAGCAGGACCAGGUGAAGGUGGAGGGCGAAGAUGGAGCAUCCUCCAGCUGCUCUGCAACCGAACAAGAUGACAGCAACGAUGACGACUGGAGGGGCAGCGCGAGAUCUCAGAGCGACGACAGCGACAGUGACUGUGAACAGAAGAAGAGGAAGGGGCUUCGACAACCAAUGGCCCCAAAAGUGCCCCCAACUAAAAAAGCAAAAACACAAAUCUGCUGUAAAUUGUGCGGGAAAGCCUUUCACGCUACUGUCUCUUUGGUGAAUCACAUGGAGGUUCACCCAAAGGAUGUCUGCGGCGUGUGCGGGGAGCGAUUCGAGUCCGAGGAGGACUUUAAAGGCCAUUUGAAGUCACACGUGAAAGCUGAAAUCUGCAGCGUUUGCGGGAAAUGUUUCGGGGCCUCAAGCUCUUUGGAGACGCACAUGAGGAUCCACACAGGAGAGAAGCCGUUUAACUGCAGCGAAUGCGGGAAAUCCUUCAACUGUCGCCACAACAUGAUGCGACACAUCAGGAUACACACGGGGGAAAAGCCGUACCCUUGCACCAUCUGCGGCAAAAGCUUCAAUGACUACUCUACGUUGAAGCGCCACCUGCUGAGUCACAUGCACAAGCAGAACAGAGACCAGUAUAACACAUCUGCAAUUAAAAAUGAAAAUGGCAACAACAUGGAGAAGAAGCUGACAACAUCAUCACCGAAAAAGCAGCAGAGUCUGACCAUAUGUGAAGUGUGUGGGAAAAUGUUCCACUCUAUGGUUUCUCUGGUGAAUCAUGCUAAAAGUCACGCCGCAGACCUCUGCGGCGUGUGCGGGAUGCAUUUUGACUCGCAGGAAAAUUUAAAACUCCACCUGAAAACUCACAAGAACGGGAAGGUCUGCGAAGUGUGCGGGAAGUGUUUCGACAGUCAGGGGAAUCUGGAGAUGCACAUGAGGGUCCACACGGGGGAGAAGCCGUUUCUCUGCAGCGAGUGCGGGAAAUCCUUCAACUGCCGACACAACAUGACGCGACACAUCAGGACCCACACGGGGGAAAAACCCUACCUGUGCAACAUCUGCGGGCGCUGUUUCAGUGACCACUCCACUCUCAAACAGCACACCAGCACACACACCGGAGAGAAACCGCACCGCUGCGAGAUCUGCGGUAAAGGCUUCCACCGAAAGACAUACGUGAAGCUUCACAUGAAGAGCCACACGAAUGAGAAGUGACUGCUCUGUCACUGUGGUGGGAUGUAAAUAAAAACGUAGACAUGAAAAGUAGGGUUUUUUUUUCUUAAAGAUAUUUUUUUCUGGCUUUUUUUUAUUUUAAUGGACAGUUUUAAGGGGGA